Molecule: messenger RNA, 2019 nt
Organism: Myxocyprinus asiaticus (Chinese sucker)
Lineage: Eukaryota; Metazoa; Chordata; Actinopteri; Cypriniformes; Catostomidae
Product: embryonic polyadenylate-binding protein-like
Exons: 15
Coding region: 1-1875 (624 amino acids)
Cellular component (GO): ribonucleoprotein complex
Molecular function (GO): RNA binding
Source: RefSeq, a predicted model, not a curated record
AUGAACAGCAGUGGACCAGCAUACCCUUUAGCCUCUCUGUAUGUGGGUGACCUUCAUCCUGACGUCACUGAGGCCAUGCUCUACCAGAAGUUUUCUCCUGCUGGUCAGAUCAUGUCCAUUCGUGUGUGCCGUGAUGUUAUUACACGCAGGUCCCUUGGAUAUGCUUACAUUAACUUCCAGCAGCCUGCUGAUGCGGAGUGUGCCCUAGACACAAUGAACUAUGAAGUCAUUAAGGGUCGUCCAAUCAGGAUCAUGUGGUCCCAGCGAGAUCCAGGUCUGAGAAAGUCUGGUGUGGGCAACAUCUUCAUCAAGAAUAUGGAUGACUCUAUUGACAACAAGGCUCUCUACGACACCUUUUCUGCUUUUGGUAACAUCUUGUCAUGUAAGGUCGUUUGUGAUGAGAAUGGUUCAAAGGGCUAUGGGUUUGUGCACUUUGAGACACAGGAAGCUGCCAACAGAGCCAUUGACACCAUGAACGGCAUGCUUCUGAAUGAUCGCAAAGUUUUUGUAGGACAUUUUAAGUCUCGCAGGGAGCGUGAGGCAGAGAUGGGGGCUAAAGCCAUGGAGUUCACCAAUGUGUACAUUAAGAACUUCAGUGAAGAUAUUGACACUGAGAAACUGAAGAGCAUCUUCUCUGAAUUUGGGAAGACCUUAAGCGUCUGUGUGAUGACAGAUGAAAGGGGAUGCUCUCGUGGCUUUGGCUUUGUCAACUUUGAAAACCAUGGAGAUGCCAGGAGGGCAGUCACUGAAAUGAACGGCAAGGAGUUGAAUGGCAGAGUCCUGUAUGUGGGUAGAGCUCAGAAGAGACUGGAGAGACAGGGAGAACUCAAGCGCAAGUUUGAGCAAAUAAAGCAAGAGCGCAUACAACGGUACCAGGGGGUUAAUCUCUAUGUGAAGAACCUAGAUGACAGCAUUGAUGAUGAGAAGCUGAGGAAAGAGUUUGCACCCUACGGAACCAUCACCAGUGCUAAGGUGAUGACAGACGGAGGCCACAGUCGGGGCUUUGGCUUUGUGUGUUUUUCCUCUCCUGAAGAGGCUACAAAGGCGGUGACUGAGAUGAAUGGUCGUAUCAUUAGCACUAAACCACUUUAUGUGGCUCUUGCCCAAAGAAAAGAGGAGCGAAAGGCAAUACUAACCAACCAGUACAUGCAGAGACUGGCCAGCAUUCGAGCAAUCCCCAGCCCUGCAAUACCUACCACUUACCAGCAGAGCUCUGGUUACUAUAUGACCUCUGUGCCACAGAUUCGCUCUUUUUAUAACACUGUACCAAACCUGCGGCCUGCACCACGCUGGACGGCUCAAGCUCCUAGAACACAAGUUCCAUAUACAUCUCAGUUUGUGAGACCAGCAGCGCCACGCAGGCCCUCCACCAUCAUCAGCACUGUCCGCCAGGCCUCCACUCAGGUUCCUCACAUUGUUAACAACACCCAACGAAUGGCCAACAUUGGAACACAGACAGCAGGUGGGAGAACUCAAGGAGGUGCUGUACUCAGAGGAGUUAGUCAAUACAAAUACUCGGCAGGAGUCCGAAAUGUGCAGCAUGUCAUCAAUGUGUCACCUCCUGCUGUUCAUCAGGUGCCGCAGCAGAAUACAGAGCUAGCAGUUCAUGUGAGGGGUCAGGAGCCCCUUACUGCCUCAAUGCUGGCAGCGGCACCCUUAAAAGAGCAGAAACAACUACUGGGUGAGCGCCUGUACCCUCUUAUCCAAGCCUUGCAUCCUACUCUUGCGGGAAAGAUUACAGGCAUGCUGCUUGAGAUUGACAACUCUGAGCUACUGCACAUGUUUGAGUCUCCAGAGUCCCUGCACUCGAAGGUUGAAGAGGCCGUAGCAGUGCUACAGGCUCAUCAAGUCAAGGAAUUGACUACUAAGAAAUGAGAGCGCUCUCUUAAGGCAUGCACACUGCAAGUUUCAUGAAGGUUUUGAAGAAUGGGGGGAAAGAAAAAUGUUUGAAAACAGCACUUUGGAGUCAUGUUAUUUAAUGCAUAGUUUUGACACUGCAAAUGCCCUUUUGCUCUCCAC